Messenger RNA from Panicum virgatum (switchgrass), 1698 nucleotides. RefSeq names its product DNA-binding protein EMBP-1-like. The record is from RefSeq and is a predicted model, not a curated record. Gene Ontology annotation, biological process: regulation of DNA-templated transcription. Gene Ontology annotation, molecular function: sequence-specific DNA binding; DNA-binding transcription factor activity. The transcript is spliced from 9 exons. Lineage: Eukaryota; Viridiplantae; Streptophyta; Magnoliopsida; Poales; Poaceae. Gene Ontology annotation, cellular component: nucleus. Bases 330 to 1385 code for a protein of 351 amino acids.
CGCGCCGCCACCUCCCCCCGGCCUGCCCGAAGCGACCAGACCUCCCCCCGCCUGCCUGACCCGCGCGCCGCUCCUCCUCUCUGCUGCUGCAGCGCACCUCGGCCGCGGGCCGCCUAGCCUUCGUGCUGGUCCUCUCCUGAGUCCUGACUCCUGCUGCGUGUACUCGUCGUGCCCGCCGCCGACUCUGCUCACCUCCCAACCUGCCUGUCCACCCACGGUGCAGCUGCAGAUCGAUCCCUCUGUCGCAGGCACUCACCUCAGCUCACAGCACUAAUAAACUAGUAGUACAGGACAAGUCAGGACGCGGCGCGCGCGGCGCGUGGCCGGCCAUGGCGUCAUCCGCCUCCACGACGUCGGGCGACGACGAGCGCCCGAGCGCACCGCCCCGCGACCCGCCCGCCGGGGCGGCGCCGCCGCAGGCGCACGCGGAGUGGGUCGCGUCGAUGCAGGCCUACUACGCCGCUGGCGGGCAGCCUUACGCCUGGCACGCCGCGCAGCAGCACAUGUUGGCGGCGGCGGCGGCGGCGGCGGGCGCGCCGUACGGGACACCCAUGCCAUUCCACGUGUCGUUCCACCCCGCAUACUACGCGCACGCGGCCAUGGCCACGAGUGUUCCCUACACAGCUGGCGAGGCCCUUGCGGUGGCGGAAGGGAAGAGCAAGAGGAAGAGCUCUGGUGCUCCCUCUGUCGGUAGUGCUUCUGGAAGCAGUAACGGCGGCAGCGAGGAGGCAUCAGAGAAAAGAGAUGCUAGUGCCGGGCACAAGCUAUUACCUUCUGCAAAGAGGAGAAAGUCCACCGGUGCAAAUGGGCAAGGAGAGCCAUCUCAGGCUGCAAUAAUGCAAGAUGUUGCAGCUGAGGCCCGAAGUGCAGCAAAGAGGCCAGGGAAGCUCUCAGUUUCGACAACUGAAAUGGCAGCAAUUUCCAAUGCAAGACCGAACUUGAACAUUGGAAUAGAUCUUUGGAGUAAUUCUCCGGUUAAAGCAGAGACCUCUGGACCGAUUCAGAUAAAUGCAGCAGCACCUUCCCAUGAUGUCCCUUUGUCACAUAUGCAGGAUGAACGAGAACUGAAGAGGGAGAGAAGAAAGCAAUCUAACAGAGAGUCAGCAAGGAGAUCAAGACUACGCAAGCAGCAAGAAUGUGAGGAGCUAGCCCAGAAGGUAACUGACCUUACUGCCAUUAAUGGCACACUAAGAUCAGAACUCGACCAGCUUAAGAAGGCCUGUGAAGACAUGGAAGCAGAGAAUUCACAACUAAUGGGUGAAAUGGAACAGGCCGAGGCGCCUAGUGUUGUAACAACUUUGAGCAUGCAUAUAGACACAGCAAAGGUGCAUCAUGGGAAGAGUGAUCAACAUCGUGAUAAAAACAACAAUGAUAGCAAGGGAUAGUUUUGAGUAGCAACCAUGUAGGUGUUGGCUCUAGAUAAGGCUAAAAGAUGAGAUGAGGUGCUUAAUAUUAACUGCAGCAUUAUCAUCAGUUUUUUCUUCCGUUAUUACAGCUACAGCCAUAUUUACCCCUUUCCAGAGCUACUGGCAAGCGUUCUGAUACGGACAGGGUCUAUGGCUUGUAUAUAGCUGUCAUGUAUCAGGUCAAAAUGUGAGUAAACUGCCUUGCAUCAGCGAAUCAGCUGUGGCUGCCUACUACGACGAAUACUGUAAAACGAUUCAAAGAAACUGUAAUGAAGCGAUAACAUAGAUCCAA